Molecule: messenger RNA, 4539 nt
Organism: Patella vulgata (common limpet)
Lineage: Eukaryota; Metazoa; Mollusca; Gastropoda; Patellidae
Product: protoheme IX farnesyltransferase, mitochondrial
Exons: 6
Coding region: 174-1643 (489 amino acids)
Biological process (GO): heme biosynthetic process
Cellular component (GO): membrane; mitochondrion
Molecular function (GO): protoheme IX farnesyltransferase activity
Source: RefSeq, a predicted model, not a curated record
GGUUAAUGGUUAUUGACAGAACUUGUUUUAGGAAACGACCGCAUUCUGAAAAAUUGUUGAUUAUUCCACAAACAAAAACACAAUUAAUGCACGAUUACACAUUCAGUUAUCUCUGCAAAAACAGCUUUCGUUUAUGAAAAUGACUUGAACUAGAGAAUUCCCCAUAAAUAGAAAUGGGCAGUGGGUUGCUUUACGUAACCUUGAGUGCGAAGAAAGGUGGUUUGUUGACAGCAAGUGGAGUUAGCGGACGAUUUAUUAGAAGCCAUAGCAAUAUCCCAUGGUUGCUGACAGGUCACAGAGGAAAUGUGGUUCAUAACCAUAACACAAGAUGUUUAGCAACAAAACCAGUAUCACCCCCCAAAAUUGACGUAUAUUUGGAAAAUGGCCAAAAUGAUCAUCAUAUUCCUGAAACAUUUAAGACACAUUCAAGAACUUUAUCCAAAGAUGGUGGUUCUCAUUCAACAUUACGAGAAUCCAUAAGUGAUGUACCUCAAACAGAUUUAUUGAAAAAUAUCACCCACAAUAACAACGUAACCCUGCAUUUUAAAAAUUCAAGAACUUUGGCUCAUUUAAGUUCAAGCCAUAUAGACAACAUAUCACUAUUUGUUCCUCAUAAAAAUCAACUUAUAAAUUUUACUCGUCCGGAUUUAGCGGAGAGAUUGAAAAGAUUAGAGAAAGAUAAAACAAUACCAGCUAAUGUGAUAGAUUCUAUAGACGAAGUACACUGGAAGGAACAAAGAUUAGAGUUAAAUAAACUACCUGGCUAUUAUUUAAAAUUAUCUAAAAUACGACUUACAGGUUUGGUUGUGUUGACGACGAUGGCAGGGUAUGCUAUGUCCCCUGGUGUUUUCGAUCCAUCAAUAUUUUUAUUAUGUAGUGUUGGAACAGCUUUAACUUCCUGUGCAGCUAAUUCUAUAAAUCAGUUUUUUGAAGUUCCGUAUGAUUCGCAGAUGAAUCGGACAAAGAACCGAGUUUUAGUUCGUGGCUACCUCAGUCCCCUUCAUGCUGUUGGAUUUGCUACAGUUUGUGGUGUAACGGGUGUCUCUAUUUUAUUAUUAGGGGUGAACAAUCUGACAGCUCUAUUAGGAGGCUUUAAUUUAUUACUGUAUACACUAGCUUACACCCCUAUGAAGAGGUAUAGUACAGCCAAUACGUGGGUAGGUGCUGUAGUAGGAGCUAUACCACCUAUGAUGGGUUGGACAGCUGUAACAGGUAGUCUAGAUCCAGGUGCUUUGUUAUUAGGAGCCAUUUUGUUUUCCUGGCAGUUUCCUCACUUCAACGCUUUAAGUUGGAAUUUACGUCCGGACUAUUCUCGUGCUGGAUAUCGAAUGAUGUCCGUCGUCAAUCCAGAUUUGUGUAAAAGAGUUGCUUUCCGUUAUUGUUUAGCUACAACUGGAUUGUGUUUAAUGGCCCCACUGAUUGAUCUAACAACGUGGACAUUCGCAGCCGAUUCCCUUCCUUUAAAUUUAUAUCUUUCAUACUUAGGAUGGCGUUUCUACAAACAAGGUGAUAGCAACUCUUCUAGAAAACUUUUCCGUUUUACGCUUGUACAUAUUCCAGCUUUAUUAUUGUUAAUGUUAAUCAGUAAAAAAACUUUCGGUAGUCACCAGAGUCAACAAAUUACACCUGUCGUGGUUAGCUAGGGGUUGUGUACAAGGUGCGAUGUUAGAACACAUAAUUAAUAUAAACUCAAAAGAGACAAAAUAAGGACAUUGAAAGCCAUGGUAGAGCUGUUAGAUCAUGUCUAUAGACCUAAGAAGUUCACUGUAAUAUGUAAGAACUCACUCCAAACACAAACCACUUAAACAUGUGUUACAUCAUGGAGACUAACUUGUGAGGUGUUAAAAGACAUUAUGCAAACCAAUUGAACAUGCAUUACACGACGAGAUGGAACUUGGGAAUUGAAAGGCAUUGAAGAGCUGUAAGAUCAUGUGCCAGAACCCUAGUGUCAGCUGUAACGUGUAAGAUGUUCGAACACAUAUAUGCAAACCAACUGAAUACAUUACAUGAGGAGGGCCUUCAGUUCUGCUUUAUGGUGAAACUUUUGUAAAUUUGAUUUGCUUGUUAUUGAUGUGUGCCACUGAGUUGAGUCUAGGCUUGUGAAAAAAAGGCUAAAUAAUAGAUUAUAUAACGUUUUGAACAUAGGCGUAUAGACUUGAUGAAUGUUAGGGGAAGCAGAACCUGAAAUGCCCCCCAAAAUUUCGGGUUACAGACGUCUAGGGACACUCCCUGAAUACAGCAAUGUGGUCCAAUAUAGCCUACCUUUAGUGGCUUACCUGAAUCCCAAACAACCAAUCGAUCUUCGCAGGGUAAUGGGGGGGGGGGAGAAAAUUUUGAAAAUUUAACUGCCGAAUAUGCUUUUUCAGCUAUUCUAGCCCAUGAGUUAAGUAACUUCAAAGUUUCCAAUCGUUUUGUAAUCCCACUCUAUGCCGACCUGAAUUCCAAUUAUCCAAUCGGACUAUUGCAACUGCAUUCAUAAAUCAUGAUUUAUAAAUCAUAAAUCACAAUUUGUGGUAUUCAAUUAAAAGAAAAGUAAAAAUAGUGUUUUAUUAGAUUUCGGACACUAUAUUUUGCCAACUAGAUGAAAUAAUAAUUUUUUGUUUUCACUUUACCCAUCUGCCCCGAAAAGUCAGAUUGCCCGAAAGUUAGCAGGUCAGCUGCGCCCCCCGCCCCCUUCCCCUUCCCCCUGACUCGUACGCCUAUGGUUUUGAAGCCAAAAGAAAGACCUGCAAUAGGCCAAUUUAUUUUUAAAUUCACAAAACAUUGUUAUUGUUUUUGUUAUGUUACAUACCUCAAAAAAUCAUAAAUGCAAAGAAUUCAGGCCUCGAGUUCACAAAGCAUUCUGUGACUUAAGUUAAGACUCAACUUUCAAUCACUGUUUAUGAGAAAUAUCUUUGAUCCAGAAACACAAAACUUUGCACAUAGUUUCUUACUGGUGUAUUUGAUAAAUUAAGACAAAAAAUGUUUUAUAAUGGGCUAUAUUUUAGUUAAAAUAAGGUGAACAAUUUUGAGUAAAUUCUUAACUUAAGUCUGAGAAUGCUUUGUGAAGCCGGCCAGGUGUCAACCAACUGCUUACAUGUACAUAUAAAUAUAUAUAUAUAUAUCAAUGCAAACUAACAAACCCAUAAGGUUAUGCAACUUUUUUUCUUUUUUUUUUGUGGGGUUUAACCCCUAGAUAAAGUGUCUAUCAAUGCAAAACUUAAACAAUAAAUCAAUUUCCUGCUUGUAUGUGACAAUGAGCAGGGUUGCCUGUCCAUCCUCUUGAUGGUCUUAUGGUUUUCUCACACUGCUAAAGACCCCUAUGCACAAGCAAAUUAUUGAAAUGAAAUUGAAUCGUGUGUUAGUCCCAAAAUGACCUAGUUUGUGUUGAGUGGACGUUAAACCCCAUUUCUCUCCCUUGCAAACUACUAUAUUAUGAAAAUUGAUUUUCUAAAAGAAAUCAGCCGUCUGAUAAAGUAAAAUGUCGGGGUUGUUUCAGUUUAUUUCUGACCUUGUACUAAAUUCAUUUUGCUACAUUUUGUGAAAAUUUGGCGUUGGCUCAGUGAGUAGGGCUCUGACACACCAAUCUGGGAGUUCGAUCCCAGGUUGAGAAAGUUCGCUAGGAUUCCCCUCGUCAUUGGUGCAGGACAGAGAGUCUGGAAAGAACAGUGCCAAGAAGUUUGGAUGGGAUGGAAAACCAGUUAGAUAAAAUUUUCCUCAUAGCACACUGUAUGUUUUUAUUAGCCCAGUUGGUGUAGAAAAGUAGGACGUUAAACCCCACCCAUAUCAUUUCAGUCAGGGAGGUUGGAUGGCUUAGUGGUAAGCACGUGCACGUUGUAUCAUUAAGUCUGUCAUUGAGUCAACUGCCGUGUUUUUGAAUCCCCGGUUGUACGUGACAAGGAGUAGGGUCGCCUGUCCAACCUCGUGGGUUUUCUCCAGGUCCUCCAGUUUCCUCCCACUGCUGAAGACCCCUACGCUCAAGAAAAUUAUUGAAAUAAAAUUGAACCAUAUGUUAGUCCCGAAUUGACCUAGUUUGUGUCGAGUGGAGCUAAACCCCAUUUCUCUCUCUCUCUCUCAUUUCAGUCAGGGAGAAAAUGAAAUAGUAAUUAUAUUUUAAUUAUAGUGUUAUUAUUUAAACAGUGAUAAUUUUAUAUAGUAAUUUGUUAUUAAUGAUUUGAUUGAUAUAACAAGAUGUGAACUUGAUUUUACUGUGUAUAUUGUUGAUAAUGUAUGUUAAUACGUGUAGAGUGAAAUAUUAUUUAAUUUAAUAAAACUGGACACUAAUAUUAUACCCGUCUUUAUUAGUCCGGUAAAUGAUCAGAUCUAAAUAUUAUAAGACCACGUGCAGGUUUCAUCAAGGUCACAAGAUGUAAACAGGGUUAGGGCAUGUGAUUGUUGCCGAUGAUUGUGGGAUAGGGUAAUGGUUCUCAACCCUUUUUUUGCCAAUGGCACACCUUGAAACACAUGAAAAAAAUAGUGGCACACCUGGCUAAUUAUAUAUGAAAAAUAUUUGAAUUUUGCAAAAUAAAAACAUGGCAAGUCAUAGACGGCAUACAACCG